This is a messenger RNA of Camellia sinensis, 1665 nucleotides long. The record is from RefSeq and is a predicted model, not a curated record. NCBI's taxonomy places the organism in Eukaryota, Viridiplantae, Streptophyta, Magnoliopsida, Ericales, Theaceae.
UCUCUCUCUCUCUCUCUCUCUCUCUCUGUCUUCUCUCCAUCGGCAUUUGUGAACCUGUGAGCAAAGAUCAAUCGAAAACGACGCCAUCGAUAGCCUCCUUUUCGUCCAUUCCGAUCUGUCCUCUCUCAUUCAUCAGGAGAAAGAUGCAGCUCUUGGAAAUGGGGGUCUGGGAAGGCUUGCUUCUUGCUUUCUAGAUUCUAUGCCAACAUUAAAUUUGCCUGCAUGGGGGUAUGGUUUGAGGUACAGAUAUAGGUUGUUCAAGCAGCGGUUUGGCAAACCAAGAAGAAAUUGUCGAAGACUGGCUUGAGAAGUUUAGCCAUUGGGAAGUUGUCAGACAUGACAUUGUGUUCCCUGUCAGAUUUUUUGGUCAAGUUGAAGUACAUCCCUCUGGAUCGCGGAAAUGGGUUGGUGGGGAGGUUGCACAAGCUCUAGCAUAUGAUGUUCCUAUUCCAGGAUACAAAACCAAGAACACUAUUAAUCUUCAUCUGUGGGAAGCCAAAGCUGGUGCUAAAGACUUCAACCUCUUUCAAUUUAAUGAUGGACAAUAUGAAUCGGCUGCACAGCUCCAUUCUAGAGCUCAGCAGUGAUCUGGAAAUGUGCCUUUGCAAAUUUGUGAUGUUCUAUAUCCUGGGGAUGCCACAGAAAAUUGAAAGCUUUUGCGAUUGAAGCAACAAUUUUUCCUGUGCAGUGCAUCACUUCAGGACAUGAUUGUCAGAUUUAAGGAGAGAAAAGAUGGAAAGAGCUCGUGGCAGUGGUCUAAAUUUCCCAAUAAGGUUGCGUUACAGCUGAAUGAUACGCAUUCUACUCUUGCAAUUCCAGAGCUAAUGCGAUUACUAAUGGAUGAUGACGGACUUGGAUGGGAUGAAGCUUGGGAUGUGACAACAAGGACAAUUGCUUAUACAAAUCAUACUGUCCUUCCUGAGGCACUGGAGAAAUGUUCGCAAGCUGUUAUGUGGAAACUUCUUCCUCACCAUAUGGAAAUCAUUGAAGAAAUCGACAAGAGGUUUAUAGCAAUGAUACGUUCAAAAAAUCCAGAACUUGAAAGUAAGCUUUCCAGCAUGCGCGUUAUGGAUAAAAAUCCCCAAAAACUAGUUGUGCGGAUGGCAAAUUUAUGCGUGGUGUCUUCACAUACGGUGAAUGGUGUUGCCCAGUUGCAUAGUGACAUUUUAAAGUCUGAGUUAUUUGCAGAUUAUGUCUCUAUAUGGCCUAAGAAGUUCCAGAAUAAAACCAAUGACUUCCAAGCUGAGUGGGAAUCAGCCAAGAUGGAUGACAAGCAGCGAUUAGCUCAGUUCAUAUUUCAAGUGACAGGUGUAAGCAUUGACCCAAAUAGCCUCUUUGACUCACAGUUCAAGUGGAUCCAUGAAUAUAAAAGACAGCUGCUAAAUAUUCUGGGUGCGAUCUAUAGGUACAAGAAGUUAAAAGGUACAAGAAGUUAAAGAUUGGAUUGGGAUGGAAUUUUUGACGUGCAACAAUGAUGUAAUUUGCUUGAAUGUUCAUUUUGUUUGAUAACGAUACAUAUACUUUGUGGAGUUGCACUAGUUAUUGUUAGAUGUUUGGUGGAAUUGUAUAAGUUAUAACUUUUGGAUAUUUUGUGGAUAUUGAACUAUUUUAUUGUAUUAGGAUGAAAUUAUUUAUAAUGAUGAAUGGAUAUUUUCAUUUUGUUAA